UAGAAAACAAAAGCUCGAGGACACAUGAGGAAGUGAGAGCCGAGGACACAUCUGGAAUCACGUGUGAUCAAAUCAUCUGGAUCCAGAGGAAGAUUAAUCAGGACUGAUGGAGCCUCCUCUUCAUCGUCUGCAGCCUCCUCUUCAUCAUCUGCAGCCUCCUCUUCAUCAUCUGCAGCCUCCACUGUCUCCUCCUCAUCCAGGGUUUUAAAUACUCUUCAUCCCGUUCAUCUCUGUCUGUAAUUAUCAGAAACAGUGAAUUGAUUUUAUUUGUUCUGACGUCAGAUUGAAGAUUAAACUCGGAGCCUCGAUCAUCCUCCGUUCAUUCAGUGACGACGACAGGAUGAACUGUUGUGAAGCCUCAGUUUGACAUCUCGUGCAGCGCCACCUUGGUUUUUUGAAACCAGAAGUAACCAUAUUUGGAUGAGCAGGGGGUGGAGCCUGACUGAGAGCUCGAGGACACGCCCAUCUACACCUGCCACCUGCGCGCAUUGGACGGUACUAGCUGUCAAUCACUCUGUCGUAUCCCCCCCACCCCCUACACCCGGAGCUGUCUGGUCUGUUUGACUCUAAAUGAUCUUAACUGACUAAAUGAUCUCAGCUGUUUGAAGACGACUUGGAACUCGAGAUCGAGAAACUUAUAAACUUAUAAAAUAUAAACUCAAAAGUCUCACCUGGUAAACGUCUGCGUGACCUACGACCUCAACGUGCGCUCGGGUCCAGCCCACUUUAAAAUCACUUGCUGUUGUGAUGCUGGACGUCGUGAAGAUGAAGGAGUCGUGUCGUAUCUGCGCCCGCGAGCUCUGUGGCAACCAACGCCGAUGGAUUUUCCACCCGGCGGCGAAACUCAACCUGCAGGUGCUGCUGUCCCACGCCGUGGGCCGCGAGCUGACCCGGGACGGCCGUGGGGAGUUCGCCUGCUCCAAGUGCGCCUUCAUGCUGGACCGCAUGUACCGCUUCGACACGGUGAUCGCCCGAGUGGAGGCCCUGUCCCUGGAGCGCCUCCACAAGCUGCUGCUGGAAAAAUAUCGUCUGCGGCAGUGUAUCGGAGGCUUGUACCGGAAGAACAACACAGACGAUGGGAGCGCGGCUCCGCCCGGGUCCAGUAUGGAGGUAGCAGGGACAGAUGUGGGGACUGAAGACACCCCUGUGGUGGAUCUAUCAGUCCUCCAGGACGUGAGAUACUCGGAUAUGAUUCAGGAUGAUCUGGCGUUCUCUGUCUAUGAGUCAUGGGCUGAUAAGGGGGACCCUACCCUCGACCAACCCCACCAUGUCCACCACUGCCACGGAGGAGACGCCCUGUCUGGCCAGAAGCCGAGGAGAUGCAGGGGUUGUGCUGCACUCCGUGUCGCAGAUUCUGACUAUGAGGCGGUGUGUAAGGUGCCUCGCAGUCUUGGUCGAAGGAGCACAUCAUGUGGGCCAUCUACCCGCUACUCAACCGGCGCUCUAGACGUUGAAGACCCCAUCAGAUCCUCUGAAGAAUCUGCAUCUACGACCCUGGAGCUAGAGUCUCCUUCGGCUGCGCUGGACGCUGAUAAGACCGUGUUUGACCAGACGAGUACAAGUCCCGCGUCCUCUGUCGAAUCUCUCGACACGGCCGUGGACGUGAGCUGCCCUCUUCCAAAUCACAAAGGGAGGGAAGAAAUGGAGCUCGAGAGAGAUCCAGAGGUUUCUCCAGCCAGAAGGGAAACUCCGUGGGACAACCCCCCAAGUGAGAGCUCGCUCUCUGGGCUUGAGAUGAUGCUUUGCCUCCUGAGGGGCUGGGAGUAUCGGCCAGUGAAGCCUCAAAGAGGCAGCAAGCUCCCAGUUCUUGUCAAGGCCAAACUGGAAAAGAGCCUCUCGCUGCAUCCGUCCAUCUCGCUGAGGUCACCCUGCAGGGGGGCGGGCGACAGUGAACUUUACCCCCACCAACCAAUUCCAGAGGUUGUGACCUCGUGUCCGGAGCCGGACCUGCAGGCGGAGCUGGCAGAGAUGGAGGAGCAGUGGUUGGAUGAUUAUGUUCAGUGCAGGCCGUUCCGCUUUCAGCAGCGGCUGAUCGAUGAGCAGCAGGAUCAGCUGAGUCACUACGAGAGCGCCGCAGGUCAGUGUGUGGGCGAGCUGCAGAAGGCCCAGGACCAGGUCCGCUCGCUGCAGAAAAAGAUCCGAGAGAGCGAGACCAGGAACCAGAAGCUGCAACUGCGUCUCGGUGAGAUGGAGCUGGAACUGCGGUCGGCUCGAGAGGAAGCUCAGCAGCAGGAGAGAAACAUCCAGAACAUCAGUGAUAACUUCAGCUCCAAGGAGGCAGAGGCUGCAGACCUGUACCAGGUGAUUGAGGAGCAGAAUAAGAUGCUGUGUUCUCUCAAAGAACUCACGAACCGCCAGCAGCUGCAGCAGCUGCAGUCGUCGGGGGCGGAGAGUGUUCGAGGUCAGGGGGAGGUUCUGGCUCUGCAGGCCUCGCUCUUCCAGGCUCAGCUGGAGUUUCAGGCCGGCGAGCGAGCGCAGCGGCAGGCGGCCAGAACGCGGGAGGACCUGACCCGAGCCCUGCAGAGGCUGGAGAAAGACCUGCAGGGGGCGCUGCAGCACAGGAGGGAGACUGAGCGGCACAACCAGGAGCUGCAGUCGGCUCUGGACAGGGCUCGAUCGGCCCUGCAGGAGAGAGAGGAGCAGCUGAGAGAGGGCGAGCAAGAGAGGGAGAGGGAGAAGGAGGAGAGAGAGGCGACCAUCAGAGAGAUGACCACGUCGCUUCAGACCAAAGAUCAGCUGCUGGAGGAAUACUGCACGCUGCUGGACGAUCAUUCGAACGAGAAGAGAAACUCUCAGCUUCACAAACUCCGGCAGCGAGUCAGAGAACGAGAUCGAGCUCUGGAGCGAGCGGUGGACGAGAAGUUUCGCUGUGUGGAAGAGAAAGACGAGGAGACUCGACGUCUUAAGCUCCUGCUCAGAGAGAAGGAGAGAGACCUGGAGAGACAACGCUGCGUCCUGGUCAACAACGAGGAGACCAUCACUAGCCUGGAGCUGCUGCUGCGUGGUAAAGCCGUGGAGCUGGAGCAGGUGUGUGACGCCUGGCGCAACGUUCAGCGGCAGCAGCAGGAGAGCGAGGAGAGGCAGAGUCGGUCCCUGAGGGAGCGAGACGCCAUCAUCGGGCAGCUGCAGGCGGCGCUGCUCGCUCGCACGCAGGAGGCGCAGGAUCUGCGCUGCUCCCUGCUGGCUCAGGUCCACUCGGCUCCCAGCGACGUUCUGGAGGAGCUGAAAGUCCGCCUCCAGCUCAAAGACCGCCUCUUCCAGGAAGUGCUCGCCGAUCGGACCCGUCAGGCCCAGGAGCACCAGGACCAGGUCCAGGCUCUGCUCACAUCCAUCAGCUCCAGGGACCAGUACAUCCAGGACGCUGCGCGGCAGCUCGGUGAGGUGAUGACCGAGCAGACGUCCAGACUCCAGGAGCUCCGCAAACAGCUGAGCUCAGGACCCGACUCCGGAACAGACUCGGCCGUGGAGCUGCAGGAGGAGCUGCGUCUGGCCCUGAGGAGGGAGAAGGAGAACCAGGAGCUGAGCAGGAGUCAGACGGCGAGGCUGGACGCCCUCAGCAGGACGCUGCUGGUGAAGGAGGAGCUUAUCAGGAACUUCCAGAGGCAGAUGGAGGACCCCUCAGGCCUCCCGCUGGUCGAGCGACUGACGCAGGAGGUCCAGGAGCUGAGGGACAGCCUGGUCCAGAGGGACGGCGUCGCAGCCGGCGGCGCCCUCCUCCUGGGCCGUGAGCGGCCCAACGGCAGGCAGCCUGAGUUUGGAGGUGGGCAUCAGAGAAGCAUGGGACAGUAUUUGUAACGGCAACUCCCCCUGCAGCUGGAGGCGGGGACUAUGGUGGCGGUGGUCUGCGUGGAGUGACUCGCUGCGGUGGCGCUCUUUGAUUUCCCACUAACACUGAACAUGUUGUAACCACGGUGAUGUCGAUGGUUGUCGAGCAAGUGUGACGUUUGGCUUCUAACCUGAAACUCGUCUCGGUGCGUGUCCGUCACGCUUCUUCACACGUUUCAUGAAUGAGAUUCACUUUUAUGAGCUUUUUUGUGAGGAAACCUCACGUUUCUGUCUCCAACGUCAUCAGAGGCAGAAAAAGUCACAGGAACAGAAACAAAACGUUCAGUGAAGUUCUGACUCGUUAACAUUAAACUGUAGAGACGGUUCAGACGCUUCAGUGGUUUCAGGUUUCUACACGAUGCCUGGUUGUGGUUCCGAACAGAAGCAUCAACGAAAACAUCUUCUAAACAAGGAGACACACAAAAAAAAAGAGAAAGAGAAUGAACCAAUUAUCAAAAUUCAUCUCGGAUCUGAUUAGUUUCACUGGUUUAGUUACAUUUGUGUGUUUUAUUUUGUAAACUAAACAUAUUUGAAUUCAUUUUAGGACAAAUUAUUUUAAAUCUCUGAACAACUUUCAAUUAUUAUAAAUUACUUGAAGCUUUGUUAAAUAUUGUGACUUUGUAUGAAGGUGAACAAACAUCAGUGUGUGUGUGUGUGUGUGUGUGUGUGUGUGUGUGUGUGUGUGUCUUUGCAUGAUCAGCAGCACUAACGAGCCUUUUUCUU
Molecule: messenger RNA, 4548 nt
Organism: Paralichthys olivaceus (Japanese flounder)
Lineage: Eukaryota; Metazoa; Chordata; Actinopteri; Pleuronectiformes; Paralichthyidae
Source: RefSeq, a predicted model, not a curated record